Molecule: messenger RNA, 1984 nt
Organism: Oryza brachyantha (malo sina)
Lineage: Eukaryota; Viridiplantae; Streptophyta; Magnoliopsida; Poales; Poaceae
Product: probable glucomannan 4-beta-mannosyltransferase 3
Exons: 9
Coding region: 68-1708 (546 amino acids)
Cellular component (GO): Golgi apparatus
Molecular function (GO): mannan synthase activity
Source: RefSeq, a predicted model, not a curated record
AGCAGCUGCAAGCAGAGAGAGGCGACAGCUUAAAAAGGGCGGGUGCAAGCUCACGGUCACGGUGGCCAUGGCCGGCGGCAGGCCCACGGCCGAGGCGGAGUGGCUCGGCGAGCCCCUGCUGCUUAUGCUGCCGCCGCUGCGCCUGCGGUGGCCGCCGUCGGGCGCCGAGCAGCUGGUGGCGGCGUGGGGCGCGGUGCGCGCGUCGGCCGUGGCGCCGGCUCUCGCGGCCGCGUCCGCCGCGUGCCUGGCGCUGUCCGCCAUGCUGCUCGCCGACGCCGUGCUCAUGGCCGCCGCCGCCAGCUUCGCGCGGCGCCGGCGGCGGUACCGCGCCGCCCCGCUCGGCGUCGGCGGCGACGACGAGGAGGAAGACGAGGAGGCCGGCCGUGUCGCCUACCCCAUGGUGCUCGUCCAAAUCCCCAUGUACAACGAGAGGGAGGUGUACAGGCUCUCGAUUGGUGCAGCUUGCGGGCUAUCGUGGCCGUCGGAUAGGCUCAUUGUGCAAGUUCUGGAUGAUUCCACGGAUCCAACGGUCAAGGGUCUGGUGGAGCUUGAAUGCAAGUGUUGGGGUAAUAAAGGCAAGAUUGUAAAAUAUGAGGUGCGAAACAACCGGAAAGGAUACAAAGCUGGCGCAUUGAAGGAAGGAAUGCUGCGUGACUAUGUCCAACAGUGUGAUUAUGUUGCUAUAUUUGAUGCUGAUUUCCAACCAGAACCUGACUUUCUCCUGAGAACGAUUCCCUAUCUUGUGCGCAAUCCGCAGAUUGGUCUUGUUCAAGCACACUGGGAAUUUGUUAACACCAAUGAAUGUCUGAUGACAAGGAUACAGAAGAUGACACUGCAUUAUCACUUCAAAGUAGAGCAGGAAGGAGGUUCAUCCACCUUUGCCUUCUUUGGAUUCAAUGGAACUGCUGGGGUUUGGAGAAUCUCUGCCCUUGAAGAAGCCGGGGGCUGGAAGGAUCGAACCACAGUGGAAGACAUGGAUUUGGCAGUCAGAGCAGGUCUUAAAGGAUGGAAAUUUGUCUAUGUUUCUGAUGUCAAGGUAAAGAGUGAACUUCCAAGCAAUCUGAAGACAUAUCGUUAUCAACAACACAGGUGGACUUGUGGGGCAGCAAAUUUAUUCCGGAAGGUUGGAGCAGAAAUAUUACUUACUAAGGAGGUGCCAUUUUGGUGGAAGUUUUAUUUGCUCUACAGCUUCUUUUUUGUGAGGAAGGUUGUUGCCCAUGUGGUACCUUUCAUGCUCUACUGUGUAGUGAUCCCGUUUUCGGUCCUAAUCCCCGAGGUCACUGUUCCUGUAUGGGGAGUGGUCUAUGUCCCAACAACAAUAACACUUCUACAUGCCAUUAGAAACACAAGUUCCAUCCACUUCAUACCAUUCUGGAUCCUCUUUGAGAAUGUGAUGUCGUUUCAUCGAACAAAGGCGUUGUUCAUUGGCUUGCUGGAGCUGGGGGGUGUGAAUGAGUGGGUGGUCACUGAGAAGCUCGGCAACGGCAGCAACACAAAGCCUGUACCUCAAAUACUGGAACGGCCUCCAUGCAGGUUCUGGGACAGAUGGACCAUGUCAGAAAUUUUGUUCUCUAUCUUCCUUUUCUUCUGUGCGACCUACAACUUGGUUUAUGGAGACGACUACUAUUUCAUUUACAUAUAUCUACAGGCUAUAGCAUAUCUUGUUGUUGGCACUGGUUUCUGUGGAACCCAGAGUGCUAACUCGUAGCAGAAAAGAACACUGACUACUGAACUGAAGGAAUUGUUCACUGUAGUUGAUGCUGCAAUAACCUCAUCUGUUUGUCUAAUUGUUUUGUAUGAAUGAAGGCAAAAGAUCACCUGAAAAAAAUAAGAAUGGUAUGUUGCUUGGUGCCGGAAGGUAGCUGGGGGCGAAUUGUAAUAUGACAUUUGUAAUUAGUACAAAGAUCUACACUUAAUUUCAUUCAUAGGACAACUGUUUGUUGUUGUACUGCAUCAUUGUGCUGGUUCAUGUUGAUGCCACCGU